Molecule: messenger RNA, 2253 nt
Organism: Alternaria burnsii
Lineage: Eukaryota; Fungi; Ascomycota; Dothideomycetes; Pleosporales; Pleosporaceae
Product: trna isopentenyltransferas-like protein
Exons: 5
Coding region: 1-2253 (750 amino acids)
Biological process (GO): tRNA modification
Cellular component (GO): mitochondrion
Molecular function (GO): tRNA dimethylallyltransferase activity; ATP hydrolysis activity; ATP binding
Source: RefSeq, a predicted model, not a curated record
AUGUCAAACACAAUCAACGGCAAGGAAGUCGCGCCGUCAAUCGACGUGAAAAACCUCAGCUAUGCCUUCCCAGAUGGCUCAAGUGGGCUGAAGGAUGUUUUCCUAGACCUACCACCUGGUAGCAGGACACUUCUGAUCGGAGCCAACGGUGCGGGUAAAACCACACUUCUCCGCCUCCUCUCCGGCAAGCGCAUGGCCCCCUCCGGUACCGUCCACAUCGCGGGCAUCGACCCCUUCAAGAUGGGCCUUGAGGGUGUGACCUAUCUUGGUCUUGAGUGGGUACUCAACCCCAUUGUCCGUACCGAUAUCGACGUGCCCACACUUCUGUCCUCCAUUGGCGGCGAUCACUACACCGAGCGCCGCGACGAGCUCGUACGCAUACUUGAUAUCGACCUCAGCUGGCGCAUGCACGCCGUAUCAGAUGGCGAGAGGAGACGUGUACAACUCGCCAUGGGUCUGCUGCGACCGUGGACCAUCUUGCUGUUGGAUGAAAUCACAGUUGAUCUAGAUCUGCUGUCGCGUAGCAACUUCCUCAACUUCCUGAAGAAGGAGACAAUGGAGCGUCCAUGCACUAUCGUGUAUGCGACUCACAUAUUGGACAAUCUCGCCACAUGGCCUACACAUCUCGUGCAUAUGAGCUUAGGCAAGGUCAAGAAGUGGGGUAGCGUCGAGGAGAUGGACGUCAAGGUCGAGCAGGGCGAGCGCAUGUACACUGGAAACAGUCAAUUGGGUGAGCUGGUGUUGAAGUGGCUACAGGAAGACCUGACAGAGAGAGGACCAAGAAAUGGAAAGGGUGAGGGAGCGGCAUACCAGAGUCUAGAGGGUAAGGGCGGUUAUGGAGCUGAGAAGAGGGUGGAAGACAAGUACAACAUGGCCCAAACGCCGCGCAAACCCCUAAUCACUAUUUUGGCUGUGGAGAUUGCGCGAAAAUACAAUGGCGAAAUUAUCAACGGAGAUGCUAUGCAACUGUACCGCGGGUUACCUAUCAUCACCAAUAAGAUAACGCAGGAUGAGACGAAAGGUGUGCCUCACCAUCUCCUCGGCUGCAUAAGUCUUGAAGAAGAAACUUGGACUGUAGGGAAAUUCGUGGGCGAGGCUUUAAGAACAAUCGACGAAAUUCGAAGUCGAGGCAAACUACCGGUCUUGGUCGGUGGCACUCAUUACUACACACAAUCACUCUUGUUCCAAGAUGCGCUGGCAGAUGAGCCGGAGCUGAACUUGAACGAGAAUAGCCAGGCUCUUCCGAUACUAGAAGAGCCUACCGAUGUCCUGCAUGAGAAGCUUAGGGAAGUUGAUCCUAUCAUGGCCGACAGGUGGCAUCCCAACGAGCGGCGCAAGAUUCAGCGGUCACUUGAGAUAUACUUGAGAACAGGCAAACCAGCGUCGCAACUCUACAAGGAACAAAAGCUUCAACGCGACAUUCUUGCUGCUCAAACAGAUGGCGCGGCAUCUGACAGUCUUCGCUUCGAGACCCUGAUAUUCUGGGUGCACGCAAACAAGGAUGUGCUGCAUCGUCGUCUUGAUGGCCGUGUUGAUAAGAUGAUCGCACGAGGCCUUCUGUCUGAGGUUGAGGAACUGAGCAGCUUCCGCGAACGCCACGAAUCCAGUACGGGCGCCACUAUCGACCAGACUCGCGGCAUUUGGGUAUCUAUAGGAUACAAGGAGUUUUUGGAAUACCAAAGCGCUCUUUCCGAUGAUGCGAAGAUGGCCCCUGAGCUAGAGAAGCUUAAGAGCCUAGCCGUCGAGAAGACACAGGCUGCCACCCGCCAAUAUGCCAACCGGCAGAUCAAAUGGAUUCGGAUCAAGCUCCUUAAUGCGUUGUUUGGCGCAGGCCAGAAGGACAACACAUUCCUAGUUGAUGGUUCUGACAUAUCGCAAUGGGAGGAUAAGGUCGUAAAGCCUGCCACAGCCAUCACCGAACAAUUCCUCUCUGGCCAGCCACUGCCACCGCCCUCAUCACUAUCACCAGUUGCAGCUGAAAUGCUGACGCCAAAACGCGAGUACGAUUUGGGACAGCGACCAGACCUUUGGCAAAAGAAGGUCUGCGAAACAUGCGGUACAACAUCUAUUACCGAGAAUGACUGGAAUUUACACCGCCAAAGCCGCGCCCAUCGACGAGCAGUAGGUAUGAGAAAGAAGCAAGAGAACGCUUCAAAGAUGCGAAAAGGUGGCGCCGAAGAUCCAAAAGCAGAGGUUGUUGAUGUUCUCGAACACUACCUGGAAACCUUUCCUAUGGAACAAGAGCUCAAAUGA